AUGUUUAUCCCAGCAGAGGGUCCUUUGGAUGCAAGCUCGUCUGGAAAGAGUUCUAUUAGUGAGGGACGCCUGCGGAGAAGGAUGUCCGAGUCGACGUUUUCCGAGUCAUUGCCCCACGACAAUAAAGCGACCAAGGAACCCGAAACAGUGGCAGUGUUGUUGGCCAGCAACGAAAAUAGGCACCAGACUAAAGUAAAGUACUGGACAUUCUCCAUCAACUUCGUACCAGUGGUUGAUACCACUACAGCCGACAACGUUAGCGUUAACGAGAUUAAACGAGUUGGUAGAGGAGGUGAGCUUGAGGCACGCUUGAGGCCCAACAUUUCCUCAGACGCCAAACAUCCUUCCCCUGCUCCCCUUCGCAUCUCCCCCGAUUACUUCGACAUUCAUUCACGGUCCCAAUUGAGUCCUGGUCGUACUUUUCAUGCUCACGAUCUUCCGCGGAAGCAUUCCCGGAAGUUUGAUCAGGACAAAGGCAAAGAGAAAGAGAAAGCGACCCAGCUUUCAUACGCUUUCCCAACUGUGGAUCUUGCUCUUGAGGUGCCCGACUUUUUGUCGGGAGGUGAUAUCACUCCGAGGGUCCCGCGUCAUCGGACACGCACAGGCCCAUCAUCCACCAAGUCAAAGUGGAAAGAGACCCCCAUUCCAUCACUCCGGCUCUCUGUCGAGACCUCUAGUUUUGCAGAAUCCCCCCCGCAAACACCGAGAGACUCAUCUUCCAUCAGAAACUACUCCCUUGGCCAUUUCCCGGUAGUCGUCUCAGCCCCGGUUGCCGGGGUGGAGGCCAUGGAUGCAAUGGUGGACGGAAUGAAUGGUUUCACGAUGGAAGACUUCUUUGGAAAAAGCUCCUCUAGCCGCUCAAGGUUUGGUAAUGCAAGACAUCACCACCCAUUAUACCAACCACCUCUACCCACUCCUCCACCUGGUAUAGUUCUUGGCAGAGGGAAAAGACGACAAGAGAAAAUCGUGCCUUCAGACGAAGAUGAAGAUGAACCAAGGCCGUCGCCUCCCGCUCGUCGCAUUCCUCGCCGCACUCAUAUGCGACCUGGUUCUUCACGCAAGGGCUCCUCGUCGACAAUCACAGUUGACUCGGGGCUGUAUGAGGUCACCAUUUCGGCGCCAGUUGAUGGCUCCGUUGAUGACCUUCCAGUCGCUCUUGCGCAGCCACCAGAGCGUACAAGGACUGUGAUUCCUUCUAUUUCGGAAAUCAUCCGGAACCACGCUCCAGUUUCUGCUCAGAACCGCUCUAGAGAGCCUCCAAAACAUGGGUCCAGUAAUACCCACGCCGAUGGCCAUAACAAUGAUGUUGAUAUUGAGGAAUCUGAGCCUGAGCUGCUCACGCCUGAUACAGAAGCUGAACCGUUGGGCAGAUCCUCCCUUGAUAGCAUUGCAGAUGAAGUCCGUCGCACGUAUCAUAACCAGAAAAAAUCACAGGUCGCGCCCCCACUUGCAUCGCCUCGUGCUCCCCCACUCACCAUCCUACCUUCGAACACGUCGGACAGCUCAAGUGUACACCUUCGCGGGGCAGCCUCGGAGGUUAAUUCCCAUUCAUCGACUGCAUCAGUGCGGGAUUCGCAGUACUCAUUGGACCCCGUUCCCAUUACCACUUCUCCAACCUCCGUGCCCCAGGCCAUAGCAGAAUAUCUUCGCUCCGCUAGAUUAACGACUUUGCUGAAGCUCACACGAUUCCCUCACGCCUCACUUGAUCACCCGCUGACCGUCAGUCUUGCGGAUAUGGGUGAUCCAAAUGGUUUUCCUCUUGUUGUAUUUCUUGGUCUCGGCUGUGUUAGACACGUCAUGGGCCUGUACGAUGAAAUGGCAGAUUGUCUUGGCCUUCGCCUGAUCGCUAUAGAUAGAUGGGGUCUAGGCCGUACCGAGACUCCUCAUUCCAAAUCUGCUAGAGGCAUCAUGGAAUGGGCGGCAGCUGUCGAGGAGGUUCUCGACCAGCUAAAAAUAAAUGAAUGCAGCAUCGUUGCCCACUCAGCCGGCGCACCCUAUGCUUUGGCCUUCGCGAACCGUGUUCCUAAUCGUAUUCGGGGUGACCUUUGUCUGCUAGCGCCAUGGAUAGGCGGCUCCGAAAGUGGAGGAUACCGGUGGCUCAAGUACGUCCCGAAUGGCAUUCUGAAGACUGCACAGGCAGCGGAGUGGAAGAUCCAGGCGUGGAUGCUAGGAAAGCCACCAACUGUCGCAUACCGAGGAAUUGGUUACACCGCACCACUGUCUCCCAGAUUUCAGAAUGGAAAGUCGACGUCUGGCAAUGGAGUCCAGGCUCCUUCGCGACCUCAGAGCCCUGGAAGAAACAACGUUUACCCGUCGGAUAAUACCAAGAGACGGAUGAGCUUAGGUUCUGUGCUGUCCAGUGACUAUGAUGAUCUACGAGAUUUCGAUGGUCGCUUUGGCAGCCAAAGCACGCUUGGCGCACGUUCAAUAACGCAGCAGAGUAGAGGAAAGCCUUCUCGAGGAAUUCUAGGCAGACUUAAAGCGUCCAAAGCAAUUUCCCAGCCUCCUUCGCCUGCUGUUGAGUCUCCUCCCGCGAGAACCGUCGGGAAAACGCUCAAGUCUUUGAGAUCCAUGGGCUCCCUCAAGGGUAAAUCAUCUUCCGCUCCCAACACAAUCAAGAAGGUCGAUGUCCCAAGUCCGCAGCUCCCUCAACCAUUGUCGUUAGACAUGGGCUUAGGUCUUGGUGAAAUCGAUUGGAAUGCCACGAAGGUUCGAUCUUCCCCUAGUCCUACACCAAUCCCUCCACCCCCCAUCAAAGCGACCAAAUCCGUCGAAUCGCCCUCUGAUAAACCCUCGCUCAGAGUUCUUCCACGACAAACUGGCCGGCGCUCUAUAUCCUUUA
Molecule: messenger RNA, 2842 nt
Organism: Suillus clintonianus
Lineage: Eukaryota; Fungi; Basidiomycota; Agaricomycetes; Boletales; Suillaceae
Exons: 7
Source: RefSeq, a predicted model, not a curated record